Molecule: messenger RNA, 2791 nt
Organism: Mauremys mutica (yellowpond turtle)
Lineage: Eukaryota; Metazoa; Chordata; Testudines; Geoemydidae
Gene: DCT
Product: dopachrome tautomerase
Exons: 8
Coding region: 1-1581 (526 amino acids)
Biological process (GO): developmental pigmentation; ventricular zone neuroblast division; positive regulation of neuroblast proliferation
Cellular component (GO): melanosome
Molecular function (GO): oxidoreductase activity; dopachrome isomerase activity
Source: RefSeq, a predicted model, not a curated record
AUGACCUCCAAGCUGCAGUGGGUGAGAUGGCUCUGCUCUGCUCUCCUGGGCUACCUGAGCUGCUGCUGCGCUCCGCAGGCUGAGGCGCAGUUCCCCCGUGUCUGCAUGACAGUAGAGAUGCUGCUGGCCAAGCGCUGCUGCCCAGCCUUGGGGCAAGAGCCAGGCAAUGUGUGUGGCUCCCAGCAGGGCAGGGGAUCGUGCAGGGAGGUGCAGGUGGACGCCAGGCCAUGGAGCGGCCCAUACACCCUCCGCAACGUGGAUGACCGGGAACGAUGGCCCCUGAAGUUCUUCAGUCAGAGCUGCCAGUGCACAGGAAACUUUGCUGGCUAUAAUUGUGGUGACUGCAAGUUUGGCUGGACUGGCCCCAGCUGCGAUGAAAGAAAGCCACUUCUUGUCCGGAAAAAUGUCCAUGCCUUGACUGCAGCGGAGAGAGAGCAGUUCUUAGAUGCUUUAGACCGUGCAAAGAAUACCACUCAUCCAGACUAUGUGAUUACUACACAGCACUGGCUGAGUCUCCUUGGGCCCAAUGGAACUGAACCACAAGUUACAAACUGCAGUAUUUAUAACUACUUUGUGUGGCUUCAUUACUACUCAGUCAGGGACACCCUAUUAGGACCUGGUCGCCCAUUCACGGCUAUAGAUUUCUCCCACCAAGGACCUGCCUUUGUUACUUGGCAUAGGUACCAUUUGCUGCUGCUGGAAAGAGAUCUCCAGAGACUGAUUGGCAAUGAAUCCUUUGCAUUGCCCUAUUGGAAUUUUGCCACAGGUAGAAAUGAGUGCGAUGUGUGUACAGAUCAGCUUUUUGGAGCAUCAAGACCAGAAGAUCCAAGCCUAAUAAGUCAGAAUUCAAGGUUCUCACGCUGGGCAAUAGUGUGCAAUAGCUUGGAUGAUUACAACCGUCUGGUUACACUGUGUAAUGGGACUAAUGAAGGGAUUCUACGGAGGAACCCACCAGGGAAGUCUGGCAAGCAGCUGUCAACCAUGGAAGAUAUCCAGAACUGCCUGUCACUUCAAGAGUUUGAUAAUCCUCCUUUUUUCCGGAAUUCUAAUUUCAGCUUCAGGAAUGCCCUGGAAGGGUUUGGUAAACCAGAUGGAACUUUUGUCUCCCCGGUGGUGAGCCUGCAUAACUUGGUUCACGCUUUCCUGAAUGGAACCAGCGCUUCCCCUCAUGCUGCAGCCAAUGAUCCAAUUUUUGUGGUCCUUCAUUCUUUUACGGAUGCCAUCUUUGAUGAGUGGAUGAAACAAUUUAACCCCUCUGCCAGUGCUUGGCCUCUGGAGCUGGCCCCUAUUGGGCACAACAGGAUGUUCAACAUGGUCCCUUUCUUCCCUCCUGUGACCAACGCUCAACUCUUUCUAGCUGCAGAACAACUUGGCUACAGCUAUGCCAUUGACCUGCCAGAUUCACUUGAAGAAACACAUGCUUGGGCUAUUACGGUUGGAUCCGCUAUUGGAGGAGCACUGAUAGCUCUAGUUGUACUAGUUAUGUUGCUUGCGCUUUUUCAGCACAGAAGAUACAAGAAAGGUUUUGAACCACUGCUGAAUGCAAGAUUCAGCAAAAAAAAUUAUACAGAGGAGGCCUAGUGCUGUAGCAUUGUGUCAUCAGAUUUACCUGUAGGAAACUAACCUGAUUAGUUGUUCAACUCUUAGCCAAGUGCUGAACUAACAACUUGACCCACAUUCCUUUGCUAGACAGCUAGCUACAUUGUUCUCACCUCAGUGGCCCUGUACUUUUCCUGUCAUUUGGGUCAUCAGUCUCAUGUCUUCAGACAUUUUGAAACAACAUAUGAGGUACAUGUGCAGCCUAAGACAGGACAGAGUUUUCCUUUUGCCAAAGAUUGAUUGUAAUUUGUGAUGCCCAGGUUUGGGUCACGUCAUCUGAGAAUCCUGAAGCCCAAAAAAAGAAAAACAAGGACAAAUGCAAAUCUUUUUCCUAAACAUGUUUCUAAACUAACAAUACUGUGAUAGGCAGAAUUUCACUGACUAUAUAUCUUUGGAUAGUAGAUUAUAUACAGGGAUAAAACAAUAUUGCAAGUAAGUGAUGUUGCUUUAAAAAAAGUACUCAAAUAUUCCACAUACGAUUCCUCAAAUGCUCUUCUGGGGGUGUGGCUGGAUGGAAUAUUGUAAGGAAUAUGUGGGGACAGUUUAAGCCACAGAAUUGGCCCUUAAUUUAAAUUGCAUAAGAAAUAAAAUAAACACCAGGAAACUCCCUAAUUCAAAUUCCCCAUGUCAAAGUAAGUAAUAAGCAGGAAUUCAUUUCUAACUAAACAGAUGCACCAGGGCCCUGUGGCAGAGCCUGAAUCCUGCCCCUGCCCUUCUGCACAUGGAAACUUCUCAGACUAUACUGAGAGGAAAGAGGUGAGUCGGGGGGUCAGACACAGCUGAAGCGGUUGAGGAUUUCAGGAAAUUGUCAGGAGAUGGCAGUGUUGUGAGUACCAGAGAAGCAGAGAUGAAUGUGUGUUUGUGUAUGGAGGGCAGAAAUUAGAUCAUAGAUAUGUAGGACCCCAUGUGGUCCUUUCCAAAUGGCCUCACAAAACCUUUAAAGCCAAUCCCAGCAGACAGAGGCGACACCUGGGGGUGAGGUGGGAAUGCAGGAUUCCUCCCCCACCCCAGAUUUGCUGCUUAGCUUUUACUGAGCAUGCUCACUAGGGUUGCCAACUUUCUAAUUGCACAAAACUGAACACACCUUUCUCCAUCCUGCCCCGUCCUUUCCCUGAGGCCCCACCCCUGCUCCACUCUACCUCCUCCCUGUCGCUCACUCUCCCCCAUCCUCAUUCACUUGCUCAUUUUUACC